Cynocephalus volans (Philippine flying lemur) is the source of this 4734-nucleotide messenger RNA. It is a transcript of the gene CTTNBP2NL, whose product is annotated as CTTNBP2 N-terminal like. The transcript has 6 exons. The coding region runs from base 188 to 2107 and encodes 639 amino acids. Gene Ontology annotation, cellular component: actin cytoskeleton. Gene Ontology annotation, biological process: protein dephosphorylation. Gene Ontology annotation, molecular function: protein phosphatase 2A binding. The record is from RefSeq and is a predicted model, not a curated record. NCBI's taxonomy places the organism in Eukaryota, Metazoa, Chordata, Mammalia, Dermoptera, Cynocephalidae.
UGGGGAGCGGGUGGCGGAGGCGGCAGCGAGCGGAGCCGGGAGUGCCGUGGAAAGCUUUGGACACUUUUCCACCAUGCUGAUGGCAUUUUAAAUGUAUUUGUCAGCUUUCUCAAAUUUUAACUGAAGAAAACCUUGAGAGUUUAGAUUUGAGGACUAAAGUGUGACUGCCAGUUAUCAGGAUUUCAGGAUGAAUCUGGAAAAACUCAGCAAGCCUGAACUCCUAACAUUAUUCAGUAUUCUUGAGGGAGAGCUUGAAGCAAGAGACCUUGUUAUAGAAGCUUUAAAGGCCCAACACAGAGAUACUUUCAUUGAAGAACGCUAUGGAAAAUAUAACAUCAGUGAUCCUUUAAUGGCUCUACAGAGAGAUUUUGAAACACUAAAGGAGAAAACUGAUGGCGAAAAGCAGCCAGUCUGCACAAACCCACUCUCUAUUCUUAAGGUGGUGAUGAAGCAGUGCAAGAACAUGCAGGAGCGCAUGCUGUCCCAGCUGGCUGCUGCUGAGAGCAGGCACCGCAAGGUGAUCCUCGACCUCGAGGAAGAAAGACAAAGGCAUGCACAGGACACAGCUGAAGGAGAUGAUGUCACCUACAUGCUGGAGAAGGAGAGAGAGAGGUUGACUCAACAGUUGGAAUUUGAAAAGUCCCAAGUGAAAAAGUUUGAAAAAGAGCAAAAGAAGCUCUCUAGUCAGCUGGAAGAGGAGCGCUCUCGCCAUAAGCAACUCUCCUCCAUGCUCAUGCUUGAAUGCAAGAAAGCCACCAGCAAGGCAGCCGAAGAGGGACAGAAGGCAGGAGAGCUGAGCCUGAAGUUGGAGAAGGAGAAGAGCCGAGUGAGCAAACUGGAGGAAGAGUUGGCAGCUGAGAGGAAACGAGGCUUGCAGACUGAGGCCCAGGUGGAGAAGCAGCUGUCAGAGUUUGACAUUGAAAGGGAACAACUGAGAGCAAAACUGAACCGAGAAGAGAACCGGACCAAAACUCUGAAAGAAGAGAUGGAAAGUUUGAAGAAGGUAGUGAAGGACCUAGAGGCUUCCCACCAGCACAGUAUCUCUAAUGAGCAAUUGAAGAAACCAGUAACUAUGUCCAAAGGCACAGCAACUGAGCCUCCUAUGCUAGUGUCUGUAUUUUGCCAAACAGAGAAUUUUCAGGGAGAAAGAACCCAUGGGAGCAACAUAGCCAAGGUGACAAACACUGCGUUGCCUGGUCCCACCACUUCUAAUUUCUCUUACGCAAAAACCAAUGGCCAUUGUGACCUAGAGAUACAAACUACCAGGGAGCUGAUAGCAGGCAACAGUAUAGAAAACCAAGUGCCUCCACAAGAGAAAUCUGUGGCCUUGGCCCAAGAGAAACCAGUGGAAAAUGGUGGGUGUCCUGUGGGAAUUGAGAUUGCAGUCCCAAUGCCCAGUCACCUCCCUUCCAGUGGGAGCUCACUGUCUCCCAGCAGCACUGCCUCCUCCUCUCUCACAUCCUCUCCUUGCUCUUCACCAGUACUAACUAAGCGUUUAUUGGGGUCAUCAGCUAGCAGCCCUGGCUACCAAUCAUCCUACCAAGUAGGGAUCAACCAGAGGUUCCAUGCAGCUCGGCACAAAUUUCAGUCCCAAGCAGAUCAGGACCAACAAGCCAGCGGUCUGCAGAGCCCUCCAUCCAGGGAUCUGUCCCCCACCCUCAUAGACAACUCUGCCGCCAAGCAGCUGGCCCGAAACACAGUCACUCAGGUGCUCUCCAGAUUCACUAGCCAACAAGGGCCAAUCAAGCCCGUUUCUCCCAACAGCUCUCCCUUUGGUACAGACUAUCGAAAUCUGGUUAACAGUGCCAAUCCAAGAGGUGACACCAGCCAUUCACCUACUCCAGGGAAAGUGUCCAGUCCUCUGAGCCCCCUGUCUCCAGGAAUCAAGUCCCCUACUAUCCCCAGAGCUGAGAGAGGAAACCCUCCACCUAUCCCACCCAAAAAACCUGGCCUUACCCCUUCUCCAUCUGCUACCACUCCACUGACCAAAACUCAUUCCCAGGCCACCUCUUUGACCACUACAGACGACCUUGCCAGCAGCUACUCUUCCAAUGCUGUCGUAACCAAUGGCAAGGAUGUUGAGAUACUUUUGCCUACCAGCAGCUAGUCCCUAGGCAGGAGUCUCCACAUUUGACAUUCCAUCAGAUUUUGUCCAGGAGCUGAGUCAGACCAUUGAGUCAGAUUAUGUUAUUUAUUUUGAUAGCAGCUGAAACCAUCUGUAUAAUACAUUUAGUGUAUUUCACCUUUUUGUAUUUUUUUAAGUAGAAACUGAGUAGUUUGAAUUUUUAUGGCUUACAUCUUUGUACUGAAGCUAGAAGGGCACCUCUAUGAUGUUUCAAGCUCAGCAGUCACCGUCGUGAUGGAGAAAGCUAAUUGGGUAUUAGUGGUGAUUUGCUGUCUAUUUUGGGACUAGAACCACUCAACCCUCAUUUUGAAUUACGCAGAAGUGGUUCAUGCAGAUUUUUAUUCCAGAUGAACAUAUUUUAAAAGUGCCUGAAAUAAGACUGCCAUAUGAAUGUGAUUCUGCAGUGAAAACACAAAACGGAUCAUUUAAUUGCAGAAAAUGAGAUCCUCUGUGAAUUCUGAAUAUUUAAAAACAACACUGCUUUUAAUCCUCCUUUAGCUUUGUGUUCUGAAACCAGGCUGCAUAAGUAGAAUGGGAAUCCUUCUAAAGGUGGGUGUGAACUCACCACAGAGCUGAGCUUUAUAGAGCCCCUGAGAAAUUCUCCUGAGCACUAAGCAGUGAGGGUGCUGAUUUUCUUGUACUUUUAAAAAAUUAAGUCACUCCCAGUUUCCUGCUUAAGUUCUUGAAUAGAAUGAAAUCACGUCUCCAUUCAAAAAAAUGUCUUCAAGCAUCUACUGUUGUGUAAGGAACUUCUGAUUCUGAUUGCUAUUAUUUGAAUAGGAAAUGGUUACUCAUUCUGUAUAAAAGUUCUUCAACAGAAUGAAAUCUUUAUUCUGUAAUCAAAAAGCAAUAACUUAAAACUCACUCUCUUUGUAAUAUAAGUCAGAAUUAUACAGGUUUUACCAAAUUGUUACAUUUAUUCUCCAAGCUGCCAGCACUUGGUGUCUGUAUCUGUGGAACCAAACUGAUUUUUGCCUAAAUGGAAGUACAUAUGUAUCUGUAUAGAUAACAUACCCUUUUACGUGUUUAACAUGCACACACUUAAACACAUAAAUAUUAGUGUGAUUAUAUCUUUGAAGUUUGCAAUAUAGCAUAAAGGACAAGUAGAAUUGCACGUUAAGAUUACCUACCAAAGCAACUAGAUGUGGCUGGGACCCAAUCAGUUAAAAGAGGAAUCUUGUCUACAGGGAGAUGGGGAAAUCCUACAUGAAGCUCAGGUCUUUACCAUUAUAAAAAGGCAGAGCUAAACUAACCCCAAUGUUAUAAAACUCAACUGGUCAUAUAAAUGAGUGAAACAGGUCUUCACUCAGGUGGCAUAAAACAGUGGGAGCUGUAGCAAAUUGAAAUGCGCAAGCCCCAUUUAAAAGGGCCACCCCAUUCAGCUCCAGCUACUUGAUGCUAUGCAAGAAUGCCAAACCAGGGUUACAAGCUCUUUAAAUGUUUAGGAAAUCCAAAUUUUCAUGAGAAACAUUCCCAUUUUUAAAUAUCAAGAACUGAUUGAAAAAAAUUGUAAACAUUGCUGGUUAAAACAAAUACUUCUACAGCUGGAGUUAGCUUGCAAGCUGCCAAGUUGUAACCUCUUUAAUUCUAGAAACUUCUGUCAUUUUCAGCAUAGCGAGUUUCUGUGGACAGAAGCCUCCACACUUUACAACUGUAUCGGCUAGUACAGCUGACAAAGUCCAUAGAAUAUAAUGACUAUCCCCCUCUUCCAAACAGGACUGUCUGCAACCCUGCUUGGUUAUAUAAUUUUGUGUCCACAGGGAGAGAGAGGCCUUGGUGUCCUCAUAUGUUCUUCUAACCAACAUCUGUCCAGCAGCCCCUGAUCUCCUACUAUAAUUUAUAUGUUUCCUCUUAAUCCAAUAUGAGUUGAUGGGGGAGAAGCAGGUAAUGGAAAACAUAUAAAUCACAGUGGAGUAUACCAGCACCUCCACAGCUUGUGGUUUGAUUAAGGCAAAUGCAUCAAAAAUAAAAUGCUACUAAUGCACCAGGAUAUCUACCAAAAUGAUGUAGGGGGUAUCUUAAAACAUCCAAAGCAAUCAUGCAUUGAACUUUACUCCCAUGCAUAGCUAAAGUGAACAGUGUUGAUAAAAUAGCUGAACUUUAUAAACAGGAGGGGGGGCUACAGUGCCAGAGUAUUAUUACCUCUCUUGCUUUAAAUGGUAGUCUUAAAAGUUGCAUUGUGCUCUUCCUUUGUUUUGGAAUAGAUAAAUUAUAGAGAGAAAGAUACUGUAAGGAAGUUUAUUUCUUAGGAGGUGCACUGAAUAAUGUAUUUCUUUUACAGUGUAAUAUGGGGAUGGGGAUAUGCAAAAAAAAAUGUGUAUUUUUGCAAGUUGCCUAUCUUCUGACAUAAAUAAGCACAAUCCUGAUACUAUAGAUUAGUAUUUAAGUUUACUGUAGAUUAUGUGUGUGUGCUAAGUAAAAGUUCCAUGAUUCACAAUUUUGGUAUUAACCCAUAUUGCAAAAGCUGUGUUACUGUUCAGCCGUUUAUAAUGAUGUGCAGCAUAUAACACAAGUAUUAACUGGUCAUUAACAUUUGCAAAGCCAGAUGUACCAUGCAGAAAUCUUCGUUCAUUUUUAUAGCAGACUACAUUAAAACAAGUUAAAUUUUA